This is a messenger RNA of Seminavis robusta, 1935 nucleotides long. Lineage: Eukaryota; Bacillariophyta; Bacillariophyceae; Naviculales; Naviculaceae. The record is from the annotation of a GenBank genome assembly.
AUGCUCUUUCCGUGCUGCAUCUUCCUCAAUGCUCUAGUUCUAUGGAUCUUCGGCGGGACGAGAAUCUCGUUUGUGGAAAGUUUUACCCGGUCUUUCCACUUCUCUAGUCUGGUGCAGCGUCCCACAGCAGGUCCAAUAUCCACAGUGCGCCUCUUUGCCGCCAAUAAUGACAAGAAGGAGCGAGUCGCCAUUGUGGGAGGUGGAAUCAGUGGAACUGUCGUGGGUCACGUGUUGCAGCAAUCGGGUCGCUACCAUGUCACUCUGUUGGAAUCCAGUGACAAGUUGGGAGGUCACAUUCGCACUAUUUCCGACCCCGAGAACAACAACAACAACAACAACAACAACAACAACAACAACAACAACAACAACAACAAGCUGCUCAAUGUGGGCCAUGCCACGCACAUGGGCAUGUUUGUCAAUCUUCGAUUGAUGAUCCAACACUUUGGGCUGGCGGAAUGGCCCGUGGGAAACGGUCCCAACGAACAGCCUGGGCUCUUUCGCAUGUUGAGCACUGCCAUUCCCAACAAUAACAAUCCACGAAACCAGCAGCCAAUGAUGGGAAAGAGGGUACAGCCCAGCUUGCAACAUGACAUUUUGAAUCCUCUCAUGUGGUGGGAAGCUUUUUGGUUUUACUUGGCGUCCUACCAAGCGCCACAAGUCUCCCUGGAAGAUUACCUCUUGUCAUCUUCCUACUCGAACCAGUUUCUCAAUAUCUUGUACUGGGCCAUGGCAACCUUUGAAUUUGACAAGACCCAACAAGAUGCCAAGCGAUACACACUGGGAACGGCCCGGGCAUUGCUCAUUACCCAAGUCUUUUUCCAGUUUCUCUUGUGCGAUGCCUUUCAGGGAUCCUUGCCUCAAAAGAUUGACAGCGGGUUGCAACAGGAUUUGGCACUGCGGAUCGAGCAGCAGCAGCAUGGCGCUCACAACAAUGUACAAGAACUACAACAAUGCUUUUACAACUUGACCACCAAUGCUCCGUUGGCAUCGUAUUUUACCACGGACUACAAUGCUCUGAUGGAGCGAUUGGCAAACGGCAUUGGUAGUGUGCAGACCAAUGCCACCGUGACGUGCAUUGGCAAAAGAAAACGUGGUGGUCCCAAUGACACCCUGACCAUCAAAAUGACAAACAACAACGAGUUCUUGGAGGUGGAUCAUGUCGUUCUCACAACUCAUCCAGCCAUUGCCGCCAAGAUGUUGAACCCUGCCGAUUUUGAUCGGCAUCAUGCAGCUUUGCACGCCAUGUCCAUGCCACAAGCAACAGGGGCAGUGGGAGUACACAUUAUUCAAGCGCAACACUUGCCGUUUCGGUAUCCACCGCCCAAGGAACUAGAAACAGUUCCCUAUUCUUCCUCCUCGCCACCUGGAAUUCUAGGCAUCUUUGACAUCUCUCAGUUGACGAGAGAUGCUGAUACGGGAGAAUCGGCAGCAGAUGACUUGCCACCAGCCAGCGAAAACGAUUGUGGCGGUUGGUUGUCCGUGGCCUACCCUGUAUCAGCGCACAAUACUAAUACUAGUACGAAGAAUGCCAACCCGCAUGAAGAGUGGCUGGAUUCCAUUCCGUCGACGGAUUCAAGAAUCUAUCCUUGGACCAAGGCAACUCCAUCCUUUUUCCAGCUACAACAAGAGUUGAAACAAUUGCAAGGAACACAUGGGGUACACGUUAUUGGACAAGCCUUUACGGGCGUCAACAAGGCCUCGGAACUCCAAGUGACCAAUGCCUUGCGGCUUUGUCAUGGUCAUUUUGGAGUAACCGAACCGCCGUGGCGAUACUCGUUUUUGUACCCCAUGUUGCCCGACUGCAACGAUGCCGAUGCUUCGUACCAGGCCAAAUCGUUGGUGGAAGCCGUGCAACUAGCAUUCAAGAGUUUGGUGGGGUCCUUUCUCUUGACGGCGGCUGUUCAGAAACUAGGGACCGAGUUCUUUGAUGAAUAA